Molecule: messenger RNA, 1916 nt
Organism: Leptopilina heterotoma
Lineage: Eukaryota; Metazoa; Arthropoda; Insecta; Hymenoptera; Figitidae
Product: calpain-A-like
Exons: 5
Coding region: 140-694 (184 amino acids)
Molecular function (GO): calcium ion binding
Source: RefSeq, a predicted model, not a curated record
UCCAUGAUCAACCUCAACCUGAGACAAAUGAGGACAAAGUUAAAGAAUUCUUCAGAAAACUUGCUGGCGAUGACAUGGAAGUUGACUGGAUGGAGCUGAAAGAAAUUCUGGACUACGCAAUGCGCAAAGUAACUGCUAUAUGUUGAGGAUAGAAUUACCGCAGACUACGCCUUCUCGAAGUGAAACGAAUGAAACCUUUGUGGAAAACGGUUCAUUCAUCGACACUCUCAUCUCCCUGCUAUGUGGUAUUGUUUGUAAUAAUGAGCAGUACAAUAAAUCAGUAGAAACGCACAAUAAAGGAUUCAGCAAAGACAUUUGCCGCAGUAUGGUGGCAAUGUUGGACGUUGAUCACUCAGGAAAACUGGGAUUUGAAGAGUUUAAAUCUCUGUGGAAUGACAUUAGAAACUGGAGAGCUGUAUUUCGGCUGUAUGACAGAGAUGGUUCAGGGUAUCUGAGUGCAUUUGAGUUGAGACAGGCCUUAAACAGUGCAGGCUACAGACUCAAUAAUCACAUACUGAAUAUCCUAGUACAUCGUUAUAGUACCAAAGAGGGGAUGAUUUCAUUUGAUGACUACAUUAUGUGUGCAGUUCGAAUGAAAACUAUGAUUGAUAUUUUUCGAGAAAAGGAUCCUCAUCACAGCAAUUCCGCAACUUUUACAUUGGAAGAAUGGGCGGAAAAAACACUUUAUUGCUAAUAAGCUUCAACGAAAAUUCAACAACAUAAAUACACCAGUGAAUUCAUCGAAAAUAGUUUAAGACAAAAUUUAUUAUUACUUUCAGAAAUAAUUCCCGUUCUAUUUUUGAAAGAAAUUAAAAAUUAAUCAUGAAGGACGAUAGAGAAAUGAAACAAGUAUGGGAAAAUAAUUUGAAACUACUGACAAAAUUGUGAACAAAACACCCAAAACUUGAUGACUUACUUCGAAGAGGAAGUUGAAGAAAAAUUAUUUAAAUGUUCAUUACUUGAUGACUUUCUCGCAGAAGAGAAACUCAAGCUAUUAGGGAAAGGAGAAGCUGCAACCCCACUUCCCUAAAUGGGGACCAAUAAAAAUAUGGAGUUUCAUCUUCUUAUCCUCCUUCAUAGAAAUUAAAUUGAAAAGCUCUCUUUAUAAAUAUCUUAGUCGUAUACACAUUAGACAUUACACACCUAUCCAUCGGAUUCAGUGGGAGGUGGUUUUAAUAAUUCAUUGGAAAAUAAUCUACUGAAACAACUAAAAUUAGUAUGCAUUAUUAAUUUUUUAGAUUCCUCGCAUGAAUCAAAUUUUUAUCUAUUUUUAAGUCUAAAAAUAUGGUUUUGGAAAGUAUAAGCGUGGAACAAGAAUGUAAAAUUUUCUUUUCUAUAGAUUUUUUAAAGUGAAUUUCCUUCUAAACGUUAAUGAUGUAAAAAAAGUAAAGUCAUGGAUGUUAUGUUGUUCUAGCUGCCAAGUUUCUCUUUUAAUAAAUAAGUGUUCUUCGCAUGAUUGUAAUCCGUCUUCCUGAUUAUUCUAUGGAGAUAAAAAUGUACUUGUAUUAUAUGUAUCUCUGCGUUUUGAAUCUCAAAAAAGUUUAAAGUUUGUUGUGUACGCUAGCUUAUGCAUAAAUUAAAAUCGAAUUCUAUUAAUUCAAUGUUGCAGUCAAACAAAGUAAAUUAUAAAAAAUGUUACAAGUUUCUCGCAAAAUAUUCCAUGUGUAAAGAUUCUGCACAUAAUUUAUUAUAUUUACAUAACAUUAAAACAAUAAUUAUUAUUCUUUUACUGCAAGUAUACCAUGACGAGAUGCGGUGCUUCAAUUAUGUUUUUAUUAUUUAAAUUUAAUACUCAUCAGCAAACGUAUUUCAACUUAAAAUAACGUUGAAGAGUUUAUUGCGUGUUAGUGCCUUAAAAAAUAUUGUAACUACCGGAAAUAUAUUUGAAAGAAAGUAAAUUCAGUGGAUUUAACAAA